AUGGGGGAAUCGCAGAGUAUUCAGGAUUGUUCCAAGUUUGGAGCUUUUGUUGACAGGAUUCCUGGUGCUGAAUUGCGCAAUGUUGGUGACAUGGGGAUCCACUACAUGAGUGGUAGUACUUCACAGGCAGGCGGGGCUAAGAUGAGAAGGCCAUUGCCUUCUCCACGGUUCACAAUGUAUGAUUCUGCGAUGAUUGAAAGCAAUAAGAGUGUUGUGGAGUUCCCUAGUGAUGGUCUACCUGACGAGCAGUCGUUAGCAUCUGCUUUUGGGGACAUGAGCUUCAAGAAUUAUACAGCUGAUUCUCUCACAAGUACCAGAGAUUUUCCGCCAGUAAAUGGGUACUAUGCAUCUGGCCCUGCAAAUUAUCACUCAGGGAUUACGCCUCCAGAUGUUACAUUGAACCCGUUGCUUGUGCCUGCAAUUGUUCAAGAUGAUUUGACGUUCUGUGCUGAACAUGUUAAUGAGAAACCAGACGAACUAACUGUUGGACACCAAGAACAAGCUUACAGAUUUCCACCACACUUCGAGAAUUUCUCAAGGGGCUCAGUGAUGCACAACCUGGAUAUUUUUUCCAGUGAUCCUUACCACCAAUCUGCUUUGUCAACUUCACCCAUCGAGCAGCAGUUUUAUCUGGAUGUACAGUCUCAGCUGUAUGCACCUUAUAGUCAGCCAUUUGAUUCAAACAUCAUGUGGCAGCAUGGUACAGAAACACCAAGACACACGAUGCUGCAACCACAUUAUGUUUGCCCACAGUUGCAACAGGUUGCUGGGUCAGAUGUUCGUCGAAGUAGGAGACAUCAACAGGCUGCAGCUUGCACUUCUGCAAACGGCACAUCACAUAUUGAAACACCUAAUAUUCAUCGACAGGGAAUGGGAAUUGAGGAUCCUUACUCUAAUGGUGCUGCCUUUCAGAAGAGAAAUACCCAGCUGACCAGUUUUCAUUGCACAUUGUCUGCUGACAGUCCAUGUGGCAGUAGUAACUUCCGUCAGCAAGUUGACAAGUUUUACUCUUUGUCUAAUGGUUUCUCACGCCAUCAGAUUUCAGAUAAUAUCAGCAUUGUAAGUUAUCCAGAAAAGCUGCGGAUGAGGGCUGAUGGGGCAAAUUCAGUAAGUACCAAGAGUACUCCUGUAGAUGGUUGCAUUGGUAGGGAUGGAAGAACUAGUAGUGCACAUAACCAUCUUGAUAUUCAUAGUAACUAUUCAUUGCACCCCGACAGACCAAACUCCCAGCUUCUGCCCUUGGUCAUGAAACCAUGUGAGCUGAAUUAUAAUUCAGUUGACGAAGUUGCUGGGCGAAUCUAUAUGUUGGCUAAGGAUCAGAAUGGCUGCCGCUUUCUGCAAAAAGUAUUUGCUCAAGGCAGCCAAGAGGAUGUCAAAAGAGUCUUUGCUGAAAUAAUUGAUCAUAUUGGUGAACUUAUGGUCGAUCCAUUUGGCAACUAUUUAGUGCAGAAACUGCUUGAAGGGUGCAGUGAUGAUCAACGGAUGCGCAUAUUAUGUGAAGUUACUAAAACGCCUGGAGAUCUUAUAGCAGUUUCUUGCAACAUGCAUGGGACUCGUGCAGUGCAAAAGAUAAUUGAAACUGUAAAUAAUCCGGAUCAAGUUUCUAAGGUUGUGUCUGCAUUGAGUCCUGGAGCAAUGCAUUUGAUGCUAGAUCCUAAUGGCAGUCAUGUUGCAAACCGAUGCCUGCAGAAACUGUUACCGGAGUCCAAAGCGUUCCUUCUUGAUGCUGCUACAUUGCACUAUCUUGGACUAGCAACACAUCAACAAGGCUGUUGUAGCAUUCAAAAAUGCAUCGAACAUUCAGAUGAUGAACAGAAGUUCAACUUGUUAAGCAAUAUUAUAUCCAGUGCUCAAACCCUUGCCGAUGAUCGAUUUGGGAACUACGUUAUUCAGUCAAUUCUCAACCACGGCAUUGAAUGGGCGACAUCGAAAAUAGUUGAUGAGCUGGAGGGUCAUUUUGGGUAUCUGUCAAUUCAGAAAUGUGGUAGCCAUGUGGUGGAAAACUGUCUGAAGCGAGCGCCCCAGCACAUGCGUGACAAAAUCAUCCAAGAACUUAUCAACGAUCCCAAGUUGCAGCAUAUUAUGGUGGAUCAGUACGGCAAUUUCGUUAUUCAAACAGCUCUUGAACAUUGCAAGGGCUGCUACAUACCACCUUUGUCGAGGCCAUUAGGCCACACGCUGCUGCAAUGCAAAGCCACAUGUAUGGGAAAAGGGUUCUAUCAAAAACAUACCUCAAGAACAAGCAACACCGAGUUGGAGUUUUGUAGCCAUCCGCACUUAUACCAGGAAGAGCUCUGA
This is a messenger RNA of Triticum turgidum subsp. durum (durum wheat), 2298 nucleotides long. Lineage: Eukaryota; Viridiplantae; Streptophyta; Magnoliopsida; Poales; Poaceae. The record is from the annotation of a GenBank genome assembly.